Molecule: messenger RNA, 482 nt
Organism: Aphidius gifuensis
Lineage: Eukaryota; Metazoa; Arthropoda; Insecta; Hymenoptera; Braconidae
Product: 60S ribosomal protein L35-like
Exons: 3
Coding region: 51-422 (123 amino acids)
Biological process (GO): maturation of LSU-rRNA from tricistronic rRNA transcript (SSU-rRNA, 5.8S rRNA, LSU-rRNA); translation
Cellular component (GO): cytosolic large ribosomal subunit; ribosome
Molecular function (GO): structural constituent of ribosome; mRNA binding
Source: RefSeq, a predicted model, not a curated record
AUUGAAUUUUUUUUUUCUUUUACUGAAGAAAAAAAUUUUUUUUCAUCAAAAUGGCAAAACUAAAGUGCUCAGAACUCCGCACCAAGGACAAAAAACAAUUGCAAAAGCAACUUGAUGAUUUGAAAACUGAAUUGACUAGCUUGAGAGCUGCAAAAUUCACUGAAGGCAGUCAAACUAAGAUGUUGAAAGUUAAUGGUGUACGUAAAGCAAUUGCUCGUGUAAAUAUUGUUAUGCAUCAAAAACAAAAGGAAAAUAUUCGUCUUCUUUAUAAAAAUAAGAAAUACAAGCCUCUUGAUAUCAGACCAAAAAAGACAAGAGCAAUUCGCAGAAAAUUGACUCCAUUCCAAGCUGGUCGUAAAACACUCAAGACAAUCAGGAAAAUGUCAGCAUGGCCACAAAGAAAAUUUGCACUUAAGGCCUAAUUUAUUAUAAUUUCUUAGUUGAACAAAAUAAAACAGAUAUUUUCCAAAAAAAAAAAAAAA